Molecule: messenger RNA, 5542 nt
Organism: Ochotona princeps (American pika)
Lineage: Eukaryota; Metazoa; Chordata; Mammalia; Lagomorpha; Ochotonidae
Product: zinc finger protein 260-like
Exons: 5
Coding region: 232-2733 (833 amino acids)
Biological process (GO): negative regulation of transcription by RNA polymerase II
Molecular function (GO): DNA-binding transcription repressor activity, RNA polymerase II-specific
Source: RefSeq, a predicted model, not a curated record
UCCCACCAUCUUCCUCUGACAAAUUCCGGAUGCUGCGGCGCGGCACACGCUGCUUUGCUGGCACCGAGCUUGGGCUUUGUGUCCUUGAAGAUCAGCGGGAGGGUGCUUGAAAGGAGCCCCGCGGCACCCCGGCAAGUCUUGGGGAGAGGCCGGAACGCACGUCCUGUUUGGUGGGAACGGGGAAGUUGGUCUGAUUCUAGAAUCCCCUACGUGGUUCCAAAAGUAAAGAAGAUGAAUACAUCUCCUGUACAGGUGUCAUUUGAGGAUGUGGCUGUGGACUUCACCUGGGAGGAGUGGCAAGACUUGGACAAUGUUCAGAAGACCCUGUACAGAGAUGUGAUGCUGGAGACAUACAACAGCUUGCUGUCUUUAGGAUACUGCGUAAACAAACCUGAUAUAAUAUUCAAGUUGGAGCAAGGAGCAGACCCAUGGACAAUAGAAGAACCACCAGAACAGAGUCUUCAAGUUGUUCAGAAAAUGGAUGACCUGACUGGGACCAGCCAGGAAAAUCAAGGCGUAACUUUUUGGGAAGUAGUGGUCGUAAACAACAGCACAACCACUGAGGAGAGAGUUGAAUUAAGGAAAACAUGUGAUUUAAAUUCAAACCACAUUUCAAAAAUGGUUGUAAAGAAUGAAGAUUAUUCAGGAAUCAGACCUCAGAAAUUUAAAGUAUAUCAGAAUGAGAUCGUCCCUAGUGAACCUAAUGAAAUGUAUGUUGAAGAGAAACUUAUUGAUCAUAAUAUAACUGGAAAAUCCCUGGCAUGCUAUGAUCAGCUUAGUCAGCUCCCCAAGAUUCAGCCUUUACAGCAGCCUUUUAAUUAUAGUGGACAGGUAAAUGCCUUCAACAGGGAGACAAUAUUCUUCGCACCAAAGGAGGUUCACAUGAGAGAAACCCCCUAUAAAUAUAAUGAAUACGGAAUAGCCUGUGAUAUGUCAGGUUUUAUUGUUGGAGAGGCAACUCAAAUAGGAAAAGAUACUUUCUACAAAGUAUCAGCUUUCCCUAUACAUCAGCAAACAUAUGCAGGAGAGAGAUUUUAUGGAUACAUUGGUUAUGAUGAAGCUUUCAUUAGCAAAUCAGGUCUCAACAUAAAUCAGAUGCCAUAUACAGAGAAAAAACCCUUUGCAUGUACUCAGUGUGAGAAAUCUUUCAACUGUAAACAAAGCCUUACUAUCCACCAGAGAAUUCAUACAGGGGAAAAGCCGUAUGGAUGUUAUGAAUGUGGAAAAACCUUUUAUCGGAAGUCAAAUCUCAGGACACAUCAAAUAAUUCAUACAGGUGAGAAACCAUUUGUAUGUAAUGAAUGUGGGAAAACCUUUUACCGGAGGCCAGAUCUCAUUAUACAUCAGAGAACUCACACAGGAGAAAAGCCUUAUGAAUGUACUGAAUGUGGAAAAACAUUUUGUCAGACGUCCAACCUCAGGACGCAUCAAAGAAUUCAUACUGGUGAGAAACCAUAUGAAUGUAAAGAAUGUAGUAAAACUUUCUCCUGUAAAUCAUACCUCACUCAACAUCUGAGAACUCACACGGAUGAGAAAGCUUAUGAAUGUAAAAAGUGUAGGAAGUCAUUCUACCACAAAUCUCAACUCACUAGGCAUCAACAGACGCACACAGGGGAAAAGCCCUAUGAAUGUAAUGAAUGUGGGAAAACCUUUUGUAGGAAGUCAAGCCUCAGCAUGCAUCAGCAAACUCAUACAGGGGAGAAACCCUAUGUAUGUAAUGAAUGUGGGAAAAACUUCUACCAGAAAUCAGUCCUUGCUGUUCAUCAGAGAAUUCACACAGGGGAAAAACCCUAUGAGUGUAAUGAAUGUGGAAAAACAUUUUACCGGAAGAAAGUCCUUGAUAUACAUCUGAGAACUCACACAGGGGAAAAACCUUAUGAAUGCAGUGAAUGCGGAAAAACUUUUUACCGGAAGUCAGAUCUGAUUAUACAUCAGAGAACUCACACUGGGGAAAAACCUUAUGAAUGCAGUGGAUGUGGGAAAACCUUUUACCGGAAAUCACACCUGAGCAGGCAUCAGAUAACUCACACAGGUGAAAAACCCUAUGAAUGUAAUGACUGUGGAAAAACCUUUUGUCGGAAAUCAGACCUUACUAUACACCAGCGAACUCACACAGGAGAAAAACCUUAUGAGUGUAGUGGAUGUGGGAAAACCUUUUACCGAAAGUCACAUCUCACAGUACAUCAGAGAACCCACACAGGUGAAAAACCCUAUGAAUGUACUGAUUGUGGAAAAACCUUUUGCCAGAAGUCACUCCUCACUAUACAUCAGAGAAUUCACACAGGGCAAAAACCCUAUGAAUGCACUGGUUGUGGAAAAACAUUCUGCCGGAAAUCACACCUCACUGUACAUCAGAGAACUCACACAGGGGAGAAACCUUACGAAUGUAAUGAAUGUGGGAAAACUUUUUACAGAAAAUCAGACCUUAUUAUACAUCAGAGGACUCACACAGGAGAAAAACCUUACGAAUGUAAUGAAUGUGGGAAAACCUAUUACCGGAGGUCACACCUCAGGACACAUCAAAGAACUCACACAGGUGAAAAAGCAUAUGAAUGUAAAGAAUGUGGGAAAACUUACUAUUCUAAGUCAGCUCUCAAUGUGCAUCACAAAAUUCACACACGGGAAAAUCCAUAUAAAUGGAAUGAAUGUGGACAAACCUACCAGGUGCCAGUCCUUGAUUUGCAUGAGAGUCCUCACACAGAAAACAAAGGAGAGAUCGUAGAAAUAGUAUGAAUGCCUAAAAAAUCCUUAUACAGGAAAGAAUUACUGACAAUUCAACAGAAACCACACAGGGGAAACAACAUGAAUAAACUUUUUAGUGGAAAUCACAUCUCAUUGUGCAUUAGUAUAUUCAUUCAAGGACAAAACUUUAUAAAUAUACUGAAUGUGGGAAUGCCUUUUACUAGAAGAUACAUUUCAGCAGACAUCCAAGUGGAAAAACCCAUUGAACAUGAACAACCUUUUUUCCAGAAGCCAGGCCUCAGGACAACACAUCGAAGAACUCACAGAGAUGAACCAAUAUUAAUGUAAAGAAUGUGGAGACACAAUUUGCAAGAUGUCACAUUUCAGCAGACAUCAGAGCAAUCACAGUGGAAAAGCAAAAUGAAUAUAGGAAAAACCUAUUAAGUCAGACCUUAAGAAACAUCAUUGAAAUCACAAAAGGAGCCACCUUAGGAGUAUAAUGAGCUUUUUUCCAGCAGUCAUACCCCAACAGAUAUAAGGGAACUGACACAGGGAAUAAGACACUUCCCUCACCCCACCAACAGCUGAUACUUGCUGUGAGUUCUUGAAAAUCUCUUUUGGACCUACAAGUUGCAAUUUUAUCGCCUUCCCUCCUCAUGGAUGGGACCAUGUUACUAAACUCUUCUUUCACAAAUGAGUUUUGGGAACUAAUAUUCAAGCAAUAACACCCACAUAUUUGAGUUAUCUUCAUUUACUAAGUUAUUUGCAAUGGCUGUGCUUUGCUUGCCCAACAUUUCUUCCACACAUUAUUCUAAUAUAAACCAACUGUGUAUCACCUCAUAAGCUGGCCAUAUGUUGUAUGUGCUGCCCUACUUAAUUGUUUUUGUUCAGGGUUGUCAGUCUCUGGUGGUUUCUUGAUCAUAAUAAUCACAGACCUGUUUUGUUUGGCACUGUAAGCUGCAUAUGUUCCCAGGAGUCUGUUUAUAAGGUAGAGUAAAAUAAUGCUAUGAACAAAAUGUGGUUGUGCCCUGAAGUCUCAGCAGUUUUCCAGAGAUUACUGGGCUAGGGUUUAUUAUUUUUGUUUUCCUUAUGCUCUGUUGGGGUGGCUUGCUUGUUCGCAUUUGAGUCUUGCAUUGAAAAUUUAUCUCAACUGUAUGAUCCCUCUUUGAUUUCAUUCAGUGAACUAUUUGCAGAUUCUUACACAAAAAAUACAGCAAUGAACAUUGUGACAAACUUAUGUCCUUUUAGUACGUUUAACUUUCAUCUAUCCCACUUUGAUCCAUGUUUUGUUUUAAAAAAAAGAAGAAAAACUUCUAUAAACUUCAAUCCCAUAUUCACAGACCCCUUUUUCAAUUGAUUGGAUUCACACUCAGCUUAAAUCUUUGUGGAUUCCCACUUGAGGUAGAACAGUUUACCUGUGUAUUAUUGGGGAUUUCUAGGUGAUCAGGCUACAAACACUUUGAAGUGUGCCAUAGCUGCAGUGAUGGUUAUCUGAUCAAGAUUCAUCCAUCUUGAGUAUGGUCCUACAUGUCACCCCUUAAAGACAGUCUCAUUGGGCUUUGUCAUCUUCCAAAUGCUAAGCAUGAGAAUGCAGACCUGAAAUAUUUGGAUAAGAAUAUAUCUGAAGGGAAACAAAUGGUUUUAUGUAUUUUAUGAAAAUGCUGAAUUACAUGAUUUAUUUUGAGGCCAGAAUAUUUUCAGACAGAACAGUCUAGGCCAAUCAGGUAUUCAGUCUUUCAAUGUUCUGCAGGAAUUUAAAUGUCUAUACCCACAAAAUCAGCCUUAGCAUAUGUGAUGUGUGUGUGUUAGAAAAUUUCAAAUGAAUAGACAAAUCAAUAUCAUGUUGAAUGUCACGUUUUCUCUGUUGGGUUCAGAAACGGAAGGAGAAAACAGAUAUGGUUGGAAAAAUAAACAGAAUGCACACUUGCCAUUUUCAUUAGAAGAUUAGUUUUCAUUGAUGUUUUCCACCAUAUCAGGAAAAUAUAAACAACUUAGUAAAUAUCCUGCAGUGCCAGAGAAAUUGAAUUAGGAGCUAACCAAAAGAACUUACAGGAACUCAUCAAAGCCAAGACUGUGCCCAUCCGGCUGCAAGUCUACUGGUGUUUCCACUUCAGAGCCUCUUUCCAGUAGAGAAACCCUGGAGUCCGUAAUAGCUGUUCACUCCAAUCUCCUGUAGUCAUCAGGAAACCCAGUCCUGAAGAUAAAAUAGCAGUUGGAAAAUGUGUUCAUUUGGGUAUGGAUGGAGUCAAGAUCACAGGAAAGGCACCACUGAACAUACUUCUUUCUGGGUCACAGCUAUUAGAGGUCUGCAUAUUCCAGAAAUGAAGUCAGGGAGGAUAGUUGAGGUGGCAGAGGUAAUAACCGACUCUACAAGGAACUUGUAUUGUGGUGAGCAUACUUCCCAGUCCUUACUCAUCCCAUACAUAUUGCAAUCUCUGCGUGCUGAGAAGCUGUCCAGGCCAUGUCAACAGAUAAACUGGUGUAAGGAGCACCAGUGUGGAUGAAUAGGGAUUCACUUAUUUCCUACUUGCUAUGAUUUGUGGUUCUGGACAUCCUGGGUCCUUGUGUCCCAACUCACUAGCACCUUCCAUUUGGAGUUCCUGCAUUGCCUUUGGGUCUCUAGACAGGGAUGAAAAGGAAUUUAGAAUGCAGUGGGUAGUAGCACAGUUCUUAGAGUAUGACCUGGAUUUCAGUAUUCUGUCAGUACAUGUGACCACCAAUCUCAUUGUCCACUUUAACACAGGACUAGUCUAGACCCAUUACAGUUCUUGACCUAGGUGGAGCAGACCUGACAAGAAUCAUCUGGACAAGAGCAAGUGUGCAGACUGGCAUUACCCUUCCUUGGGCUUGGUGCAGGGUU